Molecule: messenger RNA, 6070 nt
Organism: Dromiciops gliroides (monito del monte)
Lineage: Eukaryota; Metazoa; Chordata; Mammalia; Microbiotheria; Microbiotheriidae
Gene: PHF24
Product: PHD finger protein 24
Exons: 9
Coding region: 524-1732 (402 amino acids)
Source: RefSeq, a predicted model, not a curated record
ACCCCCACUCCAGUCCCCUAGCGCGCGCCCGUGCUCCUGCCAGGAGGGGGAAGGGGAGAGGGCGCAGCAGCUCCUGGCCCGCCCCCCGCCCGCCCACCAGCUAAGGGCGCUUCUGCCAGCGCGGGGCCGGAGUAGCCUCGGCGGUUGGAACCCUGGGGCCGAAGCUGCCACAGCCGGUAACAGCCGCGGCCGCGGGAGACAAACCAAGCCGAGCCUCCCUCUGCGGGUGAGGGCGGGGGGCUUCGCCCCGGACUGGGGCCUGCCGCCCCCUCGCCCUUAGCCCAGCCCUCCUCGGUCCGGCCCUCGGGUGGGGCAGGUGGAGGGAGCCAAAGGUAGGACCCUACCUCCGAAGCCCCCGGGGGCGAAGGUGCCGCUGCUGCCCAGGCUCCCGAGCAGGAGGCGGGGAUGUGCAGGGCGAGGGUCACGUCGUAAGUCCCAGACUAGAGCCGGAGGCGAUUCCCCGGUACUAGUAGCUGCACAUACAAACCUAGUGUGGCCAGGGAAAUUGAGCUAUUUCAGAAUCAUGGGAGUGUUGAUGUCUAAACGGCAGACUGUGGAGCAGGUUCAGAAGGUGAGCCUGGCUGUGUCAGCUUUCAAGGAUGGGCUACGGGAUAGACCUUCUCUCCGGCGCACAGGUGAAUCAGCUGGGUCUCGGAGGGGAACUGUAGAACACUCUGUCCAGGAAAUACAAGAGGAGGAUGAUCCAGAGACUGGUGCUGCUGUCCCCCGGGAAGAGAACAGCAUCAACAAAGCAGCCUGGGAACGGCUAAGGGAUGGCCGUGGGGUAGAACCUGAGGAGUUUGAUCGUGCCAAUCGCUUCACACCACCUGCCUUUAUCCGACCCAUUCGGGAGCUACAUGAUGACAAGCCACUUGAUAUCUGCUUGGAACCCAGAGAAUCUGUCAUCAAUGAUGAGAUGUGUGAGAUUUGUGAGGUAUGGACUGCUGAGAGUCUCUUCCCAUGUCGGAUCUGUACCAGGGUUUUUCAUGAUGGCUGCUUGCGACGCAUGGGCUACUUACAAGGAGACAGUGCAGUGGAAGUGACCGAAAUGGCACACACUGAAACAGGCUGGAGCUGUUACUAUUGUAACAACCUCAACCUGCUUCUCACAGAAGAAGAGAUGUACAGCCUCAUGGAGACCUUCCAGCAAUGCAAAAUUAUUCCCGAUUGUUCCUUGACACUGGAGGAUUUCCUGCGCUACCACCAUCAGGCAGCAAGGCGAGGAGGAAGUGAAAGAGCACUGAGUGAAGAGCAAGAAGAGAAGGCAGCUCAACAAUUUGCUGCCCUUGAUCCUGAGCACCGGGGCCAUGUUGAGUGGCCUGACUUCUUGUCCCAUGAGUCCCUCCGACUACUGCAGAAACUUCGUCCACAGAACUCUCUGUUAAGGCUACUGACAGUUAAGGAGCGGGAACGAGCUCGGACAGCCUUCUUAGCCAGAGGCAUCGGGGGUUAUAUCAGUGAAACUGAAUGUCAUCUUGCCCAACACACUUGGUUCCGAAAACGACCCUUGGAGGCUCCAUCUUGCAAUGUUAGUAUCAGCCAUGUGGGACCCAUGUCAGAAAGCAGCCCAGCCAGCAACAGCAGUGCCAAGAGCCAGGAGAAGCCCCUGCAGACAGCUGAACAGGAGGAACCCAGGUCUGUGGAUUGGCCCACCUUCUUGAAGGAGAAUGUCAUCUACAUCCUUGCUGCCCGCCCCAAUAGUGCUGCCAUUCACCUGAAACCCCUAGGGUAGAGUCUUUAGAAGUAGGGGUAGCCCUAGCUGGGCCAGUGUGGGGUCACCUCCUUCCCCAGCACUUGACACUGAAAAAGACUGGGAGGGGGGAGACCCCAGUAUCUUUGUUACUAAGCUUUGCCACAGGGGAUCUAGUAACUUCUCCUUUCAUAGGAAAGGUAGCAAGUACAUAGCCUAGGGGAGAGGUUCUGGGAGAAGAGGCAAUACUCCCUAUACCCCUAACAGCUCUGUCUGUUGCUAGCAAAAAAAAGAAAAGGAUCCCUCCCCCAGUGUUCCUUCCUCAUCUAAACCAGUGUCACGGAUAGGAUAAUUCAAGAUUCUUUACCCCUCUAAACUUGCUAGAAGUUUGGUUUCUAAUUAGUUGAGAAAGGAUCAAACUUCAUUGGUUUUAUAGAUCAUUAUAGAUGAAAGAAACCUAAGUGGUCACCUAGUGCAACUCUCUCAUUUUAUAGAUGGGGAAAAUGAGGUCCAGAGAAGUUCUGACUUGCCUAAGGUCACACGGUGGGUGAGUGGCAGAACCAGAAAGAGAAGCCAGGUUUCCUGACUCCUAGUCCUGUCCCUCUACAAAAACUCCCUAGAUUUGUCUUGGGGCAGGGGGAGCGGGGUGCCUCUUCUUUCCACAGUUAGCCAGACAUCUAAUUUCUAAUUGAUCAGAAAGGACCAUGGUCCUUUACCUCCAUAGUUCUUUGAAAUUCUUAUUUCUAAUUGGCUAAGGUAAAACCAGCCUACCACAUCCACCCUUUACUAGCCUGUAAACUCCUGAGUCCAAUCAGGAAAAUGGUAUCCUCUCAUGCAAAAUCAAUAGAAUUCUGAUUAGGUUUUGAAAUGAAGCUGGUAACUCUAGAUAAGGCUAUACUAAGUUGUCAUUGUAUUGUAAGUAGAUUACAGUGCUGGCUGCCUGGAACCAAAGGCCUGAUUGAGUGGGCAUUAUAGACAACCAGCCUCAGGUGCAGUUCAGAGGACCUUACUAGGCAUUAUUCACGUUCUCCCAUCUCCAUCUCAACCAGUUCCUAUAGACAGAGUAAUUGAUAUCCCAUCCUUGUGGAGAAUAAAGGAGUCGUCUUUAGCAUCUCUAGGAAGGGAAAAGGGAUUCCUCCAGAUAAUUAGUACUGCAGGUGAUCUUCCAUAUGUGAGACAUAGUGGGAGAAAAGAGGUUUUAGAACUCGGAAGAGGACUUGGGGUUACCUUGUGCUCUGAGGAACAAAGCUUUUUUGGGGACAUGACUCAGAGAGAGGAAGGCAGCCCCAUCUCUCACUGACACCAAGAUGAAGGCCUCUCAUUGCCCUUCCCACAUAUUCCCAUUAGGCUAGGUAUUACCAUUUUGUGACAUCAUUUCCCCUUCAAACUGCUCAAUUGAGAACUGGGAUCAGCAUGAGGCACUGCAUAGUAUGGAUUGCCUGAAUAUUUAUCCCCCUGGGGUCUGGUAAGAUAGAGGAUGGUGUCUGGUAUACAUGUCUAGUACUCCUUUAACUUUAAAUCUGGCCUGGUUUAAGAAAGCUCAGAUGCAUAACCCUUAGUGAACUAAAGUACAAAUAAGAGCCUUAGACUGCCACCCAAGACAGUAUGGCCUGUCCCCAUGCCCCAGCAGUGUGAAUGCUGGUCUUCAGGCAGAGCAAAAAUGAAAGGAACCCCUCUUCAUUUUCACAAAGUCCUUUCUAUAGCUGUUAAAAGAUAGAAGCCUCAUGCUAAUGCCCAAAUAGAUACAAUAGAUUCAGAGAGGGAAGGUUACUGAACUAGGGAGCAAAUUUCCUGGCUUCUGUUUCUUAUUCUGCUACUAAUUCACAGAGACUUUUGAUUAGGUAAAUUCAACUCUCAUUCAAUGCCUUAGUUUCUCUGCCUACAGAAUCUGGAGAAGAAUGAGCUCUGUCAUAUGUAAGCCCAAAUUUCCCUGAAAGUGCUGAAGAGAAGUUCCUUGGCAACCUCUUAUCAAUCAAAUGGAGAAAUAGGACCCAGUGUUUUUGAUGGACUUUGAGAUCCUCAGCAUCACUGACAAUGAGCUGAGCCCAGAAUUGAACAGGAGAAGGAGAAUGGGCUAGAUUGAUUUUGUGAAAUUGCACCAUGCUUUUAAGGACUCCAAAUUUCUCAUUAAAACAAUGGCCCAUCUUUUUUAACAUUCUUCUUCCAAUGGUAUCUGUUGUAUGGCUUCAAGUCAUGGUAUACCACAGUCUCUGAAGAAUUAAAAUCCCCCAAAAGGCAAUAAAGUGGCAUAGGGUGGGCAUGAGUAGAAUACAAUAUGUAAGCAAUCAAGAAAAAGAGUACAAUAAAGGAUAUCAUCAGAUUUAUGAUUAGAAAAGAAGAUGGACUUGUCAUGGCCUCUGCAAGGACAAGAAGUCAGGUGGCAUCCAUGCCAGUGUAAGAAGAACGAGAAGUCCUCCAGCACUUUAGGUGGACUCCCUGUGGCAGAUUUAUGGGAGAAUAUGGACAAGAAGUGCACGAGAUUACAGGGCAUGAAUGGGUUUCUACCUACAUUUUUGGAGGGAGUAUCCAUAUUGAUAAGAUCACAGGUCCAGUGAAAUACUGAGAUUCUCAAAGGAAUGUCACAGUACAUGCAAUGAAGUCAUGGAAAUUGGUGGUCCAUAAAACUAAGGAAUCAACCUGGAGAAAUAACAAAUAAACCCAAGAUCAGAGUGGAACCCACUUGUGGUUCUGAGAAUUUCACAAACUAUAGCUACUUGCAAAGGUUCCUCUACUGUGCUCAAAACGUUGACUGAUGCUAAAGGUUCUGGUCAAUCCCAUCAAAAAGGAAAAAGAAAAUAAGCCUUUUUCUCUCAUUCAUGAUGGCAUCAACGACAUUGAAUUCCAUCAUAAGCUCUUGUCCCAAGAAGCAUUUAUACUCUUUUUCACUGCAUGUCAAGUCAAAGGCCUAGGAGAUCCCUAAAGAAUGGUCCUCUCCAAGAUCUGAUUUCCACAAGGUAAUUCCAGGAGGCACACACUUUGAUGCUUCAAAGACUUAAGGGAACUCCUCCUCUUCUGGACUCACGGAAUUUAAUGGCCUUUAUGAAUUACCAGGACUAUGAAUCUAGGCUCUUGUUCAUUUAUUCUGUUUAGAUGAAAACUGAUGCCAAAAAGGGCCACAGCCCUAUGUCUUCAGUAUGAGGGGAAAAUUGUGUAGGACACACCUUGCAAGGUAGGCACAUCAUAUGGCCAUCCAAGCAGAACUGGCUGUCUGGUGUGCUUGACUAUGUCUGAAAACUUGGUGCUCUUGUGAGGUUUAGGUGGGUUCCUCUUCCACUUCUCAAGGGAAGCAAAGGAAAGCAUUAAGCCUUUUCCCUCUAUGUGAUGGGGUUGAGGCACAAAAGAAUAUAAUAGAAAUGGAUCUUUAUUUGGGAACCAGAUUCCCUAUACUGGAAGGAACCUUGAAAUGUCCAUCUUUCUUGCCUCUGGGCAAGGCUAGACAGAUGGCUAGCUCUCCUAUUUUUCAUAAACACAUGCCAUUAGCCAGUGAUGGAGAUUCCAGAGCUCUACCUUAGUAAUUCAUUGUUCAAAAUCCUUUGUCAUAAAUUCUGUACUGUCUUCUGCAGUUUGUUUCCUUCUGGUGUCUCACUGAGGAGUUGUAUAAAAAACUGUCCCUUCUGUAAAAAUCUUGGAAUAUUCGAACACUCCAAUAUGUUCUUAAAUAAUCCCCCUUUAACUUUUCCUCCUAGGUCAUCCUAAGACCUUUCAAUUAUGAUAUUACUCUAAAUUCUCUCAAAUCUCAACAUAGAUGUCCUCCCCUAGUAAAGGGCCUCGGUUUCUUCUCAUUGACUUACGCAAUAAGAUCCUAAUGCUUCUCCCCACCUUCUUCCUUCUCCUGAGGGGAGACAUUGACUUUAUAUCAAACAUCUUUGGAGAAGACUACUUACCCUAGAAUUGCUCAUCACCCAUUAGGCUGUCUCCUUAAAACCGGAUUAAAAUUGUGUAGCCCCCAGGUUGGAUGAAAAAGGAAGGCCUGGAGGAGAAUACCUGCUAUGGAGAAGCAGCAGCCACCACCAACAGUGAGGUACUGAUUGCACUUUGGGGCCAUUCCUAUUUCCUCUGUGGUCUCCUUGCCUGCCUGUUUUCUUUUAACAUUGAGGAACUGGUUCUAGAAAAUUAUCUGAACACACUGAAAGCUAAUCCUGGAUUCUUGAGCAAUAUUAAUAUUUGAGAUUCAAGAAGAGGCCUCAUCCCCUAGACACCAAAAUCACUCUCAAGGGUUCAUCUCUAUUUUGACUUCAACUCCACACAAAAGUAUUUUACCAGUGGAAAUGAUGAGCACACAUACAAACACAACAAAUACACUGCCUUCUCCCUCCACCCAGUGUGACUGAAGGUGGUGAGUGAUUUCUGUUCAGAUGCACUUGUCUUGCUAAGUUUCUC